Molecule: messenger RNA, 660 nt
Organism: Alternaria metachromatica
Lineage: Eukaryota; Fungi; Ascomycota; Dothideomycetes; Pleosporales; Pleosporaceae
Exons: 2
Coding region: 1-660 (219 amino acids)
Source: RefSeq, a predicted model, not a curated record
AUGCGCGACAAACAGGCCAAAGAUGCCCAGACCGAGCUUGAGGGUCUCCACUGUGAGCACAUGAGCGCUCUCGAGGCCUUGAAAAGGCGAGAUGAACAGAAUGAGAUGACCGAGCCAGAUGUUGAUCAGGAAGAAGGUCUAGACGUGGAUUCGCUCGAGGAAAACGACGGCAAGCAGCACCCACGGGAUGAGCCGUUGCAGUGGCAAGAUUUACUAAAAGAGGACAUCCAGGUGAACAUUGCUGAUGGGGUUGAGGAAUGCGAUGCGGCUACAAAAGAAGAACGUGCAGCAUUCCUUCGGGCCAUCAGUGCGCAUACAAGUCCGACCAUCUCUGGGUUGAAGUGUUGGCUCUGCCACUUCGAUCGAACAAUGUCGCAGGCCAUCAAAGACACGAAAUGGAACCGUGCGCAACUCGAGAAACAUAUGCAAGAAAAGGUUCACACGCGCCGCGAAGAGCUUAUAAACGCGUUCAACGAGUUGAAGAUUGCCGGAUGCACAGGGAGCGCGUCAUGUCCCUUGUGCCCAGACUGGUCGUACAAGACCGCAGCUAAGUGGCUGGUUCACGUUGAGCGUCAUCAUCAAGAGGAGCUGUGGUUGAUGGAGGAGGAUGAUGGGGAAGAGAACAAUGACGAUGAGGACUCCGAUUUUGAGAACUUGUGA